UCGUUUGGAAAAGCCUUGACUUCCGGCUUCAGGGUUCGACGUUCCAGACCGAGGGCUGCGCUAGGGGGCUGCGCCGGGGACCCCUGGGAAUGAAACUUGAACCGAAACUUGAGCACCUCCUUACCCCGACUGUGGGCUAUGUGUCCCAGAAGGCUCCACGGGCCACAACCCUUUCUUACCCAUCCAAGGCCACCUGUUGCUCCCUCGACCAGUCGGUUCGCCCCUAUCCUUGGAGGAUGCUCAGGCGCGGCUGGGGGAUCGGGACUGGGCUUCGCUGAAGCUUGGAACACGACGCGACUCGGGACGAAAAAGAAUCCAGAAGAGGAAAAGAGAAGUGUUGCUGUGCAUCAAAAGUCAUGGUGGAGGAGGUGCAGAGUCCAGCUCAGCGUUCUUGCAAAGGAUCAGGAAAUCCCUGGCUGCAUGUACAAGGGUCAGAAGUGGAAGGGCAUCAUCUAGAGGGCUGGAGAAAUCUAAAUUUAAAGCCCAGCAGUGCCACUGCUUACUGCAAACUUGAGUGAAUUACUUACUUCACUAACCUAAAGAUUCAUGGGCCUUUCCUAAAGAUUAAUACUUGUAAGACACCAGGGACUAAAAGUGCUUAAUGCGCAGUAAUUGUGCUUGAGACGCAAUGAGCACUGCCUAUCAGCAGUAAGGCUGAGGGUAGGAAUGAAAAGCAGGAAAGCCAUGGAUGAUCUUGGUUGGGGACCAGGAUGUACAGACCAUGAGGAUUCUGAAAAUUAUGGUUUCAUGUAAAGCUAUCAUUGGAAAAGACCCUGAUUGAAGGCAAAAGGAGAAGGGGAUGGCAGAGGAUGAGAUGGUUGGAUAGCAUUACCGACUCAAUGGACAUGAAUUUGAGCAAACUCCGGGAGAUAGUGAAAGACAAGGGAGCCUGGCAUGCUGCAGUCCAUAGGGUCACAAAGAGUUAGACGUGGCAACUGAACAACCAGAACAACAACAAAAGCCAUGGCAACCUUCAUCCAGGUAGUUGAGCUUGGCUGAGGCUGCUGAGAACCUGCUGAUUCAUAUUGGUUGUCUGGCUCAGUAUUGGUGAUUCUGGACAGGGUCUUUGUGGAAAGAGGUUCUAGAUUGGGUUCUCAGGGCCCUAGUUCUGGGAUACGUGCACAAAGCCAAGGAAGUACUUGAGUCUUAGGCCUGGUGGAGGCUGGAGACCUCUGUUGCGGAAUCGGUCCAGGGCUGGGCCUGCCUAAGUGUCCUGUGCUCUGGUGCUGAGGAUGUCCUCAUGUCUCUAAGAUGCUCCUCACCUGAGGAGCUUAGCAUCUUCCUGAUAGACCAAGGGUCUACCUGGGGCAGAUCAGAGCAGGCUUUUCUGGGUUCAGAUGAGCUCCUCAUGGUGGAAAAGUUAUUUCUUCUGAACACAUUAUGUACAGUUGCAUUCCCUGGAGUUCAGGGAAAGCCAAGGUUUGUUACACUCCCUCAGAUGGAGAAAGAGAAAGGGACUCUGUGUUUGUGUGUGCAUGCACUGGGUUGCCAAAAGCAGGAAGAUAGAAACGGGGAGGAGAGAGGAAACUUCAUUUUCGGACUCUGAGGUCAGUCUGGUGACUCAGGGCUGUUGUUGCCUCUUCCUCCUUUGCCUUCUUAACUUGUAUUUCUCUUGGGUGAACCCAGGAUAUAAAUGAUCUGGUUUGUAACCCUAAAAGCCAUUGCUUACGUGAAUUGAUGUUUCUUCCCUUAUAUCAAGAGCAUUUUUUUUUUAUUUUGGAAGAUUUGAACUGUGGAUUUCUUUCUCCUGGAACUGCUUGCUUCCCUGAGCCUCUCUGAAGAACUUCUUCCCCAGUUCUUCCAAUUCCAAUGAGUGAUGCUGCCAAAGGCUGCUGUCCCCUAAGUGUCUUUCUCUUCUCCAACAAAUGUUUAACUGUUUAUUCAGAAACCAUUUAGCAUUCCAUAAGUGUAUAUCCUUCUACUGGGAGUACUGAUGGAAUGGGAAAACCAACCCUUGCUGGAAACUUUGUCCGUCUCUUGUUAGAGCUGUGCUUUGAUGAAGUGGGAGUGAGACUCCAUGUUGCAGACUUGGGUUUUCCAAUGAUAGUGGAUGCAUGCCCAGUCACUCAGUCAUGUCUGAAUCUUUGUGACCCCAUGAGCUGUAGCCCACCAGGCUUCUCUUGCAUGGGAGUUUCCCCACAAGAAUACUGUAGUGUGUUGCCAUUUCUUCUUCCAGGGGUUUCCAAUUAGACAAGAAGGUAAUUGAUACUGAUUUUUUGCAUUCUCAGUAUUUGCUUAUAUUUUUGGCUCUGAGAUUUUUUGGGACAGAGAAUAUGAUAGAGAUAUGAUAGAUUCUGUGUAUGCAGUUAUGUGAUAGUCCACACCGAACCUGUGGGUCCAUUUUGAACUUGUGUGGUGUUUGCUCAUUGUGGGUCCCAUCGUGUGAGUCUGGAUCUUACUGCAUUAGUUCUGGGAAUUCUGGAACAAAGAGAGUAUAGUUGGGGACAGUUUAUUGUAACAGGAACAAUUCAACCAGAUAUAUAAAUUAUUAAGAAGUAAUAACCCUUGUAACUGCAGCAGAACUUUAGAGAACUUUUCUAAGCUAGUGCUGCAAAAUACAGCACUGAAUACAUAAGAUGGGGUGUUGUACACCCAGUAAAAAUCAUGUCUAUUUGUGGACAUGGAGAACAACUAGAUUAAAUAUUCUGGUAUAUUUAUGAGCCUGAGCUUUUAAGAAAUUAUUAGAUCACAUAAGCUAUGUUCAAAUCCUAUUUUCAGAGAGAGAGGUUUUUAAAGAUACCUUUGAAUGAUUCAGACUUUUAUUUUAUUUUAUUUUAUUAUUUUGAUUCAGACUUUUAAACAGAUUUCUUAAGUGGGUAAAUGCAAAGAGAUGGUCACAGCGUUGUGUGCUGAGCAUAGCAUGUGUUAUCUACUUGCAUGUGCAGUUUUAUUUAAUUGGGAAACACUGAUUAUCUAGACUUUGUUUAUUCCCAGACCUGGCUGGAUAAUGAAAAAGAAUAAUGCCAAGGAGGUUUUAUCUGUAGUUGCAGGCAUGUUUAAGAAUGAUUUGAAUGAUACAGGUACUGUAACCAAUAUUUUAUAAUAAUUAUAAAUGGAAAAUAAUCUUUAAAAAUGGUGAAUCACCAUGUUAUAUACCUGAAACAUACAGUAUUAUACAUCAACUAUACCUCAGUUUUUUUCUAACAAAUGGUGUGUACACCAAGAAUGUGUCCUGUGAUCACCCUUGUUUCCACACUGAACUGUCCAUGUUUUUUUUUUUUUCUAGUUAAAAGUAUAGUCAGUUUACAAUGUUGUUAGUUUCAGGUGUACAGCAAAGUUAUUCAGUUACACAUAUACAUAUAUUUUCAGAUUCUUUUCCUUAAAAGUUUUUACAAAAUGUUGUGUAUAGUUCCCUGUGCUAUCCUUAAUGGUUAUAUUUUAUAUAUAGUAGUAGUGUGUAUGCAUGUUAGUAGCUCAGUUGUGUCCAACUCUUUGCGACCCCAUGGACUGUAGCUCAUCAGGAUCCUCUGUCCAUGGAAUUCUCCAGGCAAGAAUAAUGGAGUGGGUUGCCAUUCCCUUUUCCAGGAGAUCUUCCCAACCCAGGGAUUGAACCCAGGUCUCCCUCACUGCAGGCAGAUUCUUUACCCGCUGAGCCACCAGGGAAGCCCUAUAUAGUAGUAUAUAUAUGUUAAUCCCAAACUUCUAAUUAUCCCUCCUCCCACCUUUCCCCGUUGGUAAGCAUAAGUUUGUUUUCUAUGUCUGUGGGUCUAUUUCUGUUUUGUAUAUAAGUUCAUUUGUAUAAUUUUUUUUUUUUUAGAUUCCACAUAUAAGCAAUAACAUGUUAUUUGUCAUUCUCUGUCUGGCUUAUUUCACUUGGUAUGAUAAUCUCUAGGUUCAUCCAUGUUGGAUGGAUGUCCAAAACAUGCAAAUGGCAUUGUUUCAUUCCUUUUUAUGGCUGAGUGUUAUUCCAUUGUAUAAAUACACCACAUCUUCUUUAUCCAUUCAUCUGUUGAUGGACAUUGUCAGUAGUGCUGCAGUGAAUAUCGUGGUGUAUGUAUCUUGUUGAAUUAUGGUUUUCUCCAAACAUAUACUCAGGAGUGGGAUUGCAGGAUCAUAUGGUAGCUCUGUUUUUAGUUUUUUAAGGAACCUCCAAACUGUUUUCCAUAGUGGCUGUACCAAUUUACAUUCCUACCAACAGUGUAGGAGGGUUCCUUUUUCUCCACACCCUCUCCAGCAUUUUUUAUUAAUAGACUUUUUAAUGAUGGCCAUUCUUACUAAUGUGAGGUGAUACCUCAGUGUAGUUUUGAUUUGCAUUUCUCUAAUAAUUAACGAUGUUGAAGCAUCUUUUCAUGUGCUUUUUGCGCAUCUGUAUGUCUUCUUUGAAGAAAUGUCUGUUUAGGUCUUUUGUCCAUUUUUUGAUUAGGCUGUUUAUUUUUUAUAUGGAGCUGUUGACUUAUACAUUUUGAAAGGUCCAGUUCAGUUCAGUUCAAUCGCUCAGUCAUGUCCAACUCUUUGCCACCCCAUGAAUUGCAGCACGUCAGGUCUCCUUGUCCAUCACCAACUCCCGGAGUUUAUUCAAACUCAUGUCCAUCGAGCUGGUGACGCCAUCCAGCCAUCUCAUCCUCUGUCGUCCCCUUCUCCUCCUGCCCCCAAUCCCUCCCAGUAUUAGGGUCUUUUCCAGUGAGUCAACUCUUCUCAUGAGGUGGCCAAAGAUAAUCAUGAUGGUGUGAUCACUCACCUAGAGCCAGACAUCCUGGAGUGUGAAGUCAAGUGGGCCUUAGAAAGCAUCACUAUGAACAAAGCUAGUGGAGGUGAUGGAAUUCCAGUUGAGCUAUUUCAAAUCCUGAAAGAUGAUGCUGUGAAAGUGCUGCACUCAAUAUGCCAGCAAAUUUGGAAAACUCAGCAGUGGCCACAGGACUGGAAAAGGCUUCAGCAACAUGUGAACUGUGAACUUCCAGAUGUUCAAGCUGGUUUUAGAAAAGGCAGAGGAACCAGAGAUCAAAUUGCCAAUAUCUGCUGGAUCAUCAAAAAAGCAAGAGAGUUCCAGAAAAACAUCUAUUUCUGAAAGGAUUUCAAGUUCAAAGACGUGGUCAUUUACUUCUCUCAGAAAGAGUGGGAAUGCUUGCACUCUGCUCAGAAGCAUUUGUACCAAGAUGUGAUGCUGGAGAAUUAUAACAACCUGAUCUCACUGGGAUUCGCCAAUUUUAAGCCAGAUGUGAUUUCUUUAUUGGAGCAGGGGAAGGAGCCCUGGAUGGUUAAGGGCAAGGAGACAGAAGAGUGGUGCCCAGACUGGGAAUCUAGAAGAGAAGCCAAGACUUUAUCUUUAAAGGAGGAAAGUUAUGAAAUUCAGUCAUUGCAACCAGAGAUAACAAAGAGACUUAUAAGCUCUAAUCUUGAGUGUCCUAGAGUCAGAAAUACCAGAGAAGUCAGAUGUCACUUGGAGAGGCUACCAGAAGAACAUUUCAGACAAGCCAUAAUAACCACUGAAGAAAGAUCCACUUCCAUUCAGCACACAGAUCCUAGAGCACCUCAGACAGCUCCUACUGGAACAAAAUCCUGUGAAUCCAAGGAAUGUAAGACUUCCAGAUUGCAACCACACCAGAGUCAAUAUGAAAGAAAUCAUAAUAAGGAGAAAGGCUCUAAAUGUGGAGAAUGUGAGAAAGCCUUUAAUAGUAGGUCAGACUUGAUAAAGCAUCAGAGAAUUAAUGAAAGCCAAAAAAGUAAUGAAAAUAAGGAAGGUGACUUUAUUCAUGACUCUCAGAUUACAAAAUCUCAGAGCAUUAAUACUGCUGAGAAACCUCAUAAAUGUAAGGAAUGUGGGAAAGCCUUUCAUUCUACCUCAUAACUUAGUAAACACCAAAAGAUUCACAUAGGUGAGAAACCCUUUAAGUGUACGGAAUGUGGAAAGGCCUUUCCAUCUACCUCGCAGCUGAAUUUACAUCAGAAGAUUCAUACUGAUGAGAAAUACUAUGAAUGUAAGGAGUGUGGGAAAGCCUUUACCCGUCCCUCACACCUUCUUCGACAUCAGAGAAUCCAUACUGGUGAGAAACCCCAUAAGUGUAAGGACUGUGGGAAAGCUUUUCACUAUGACACACAACUUAGUCUUCAUCAGAUAAUUCAUACUGGUGAGAGACGCUAUGAAUGUAAGGAAUGUGGGAAGGUGUACAGUUGUGCCUCACAACUGAACCUACAUCAAAGAGUUCAUACCGGCGAGAAACCUCAUAAAUGUAGGGAAUGUGGGAAAGGUUUUAUCUCCGAUUCACAUCUUGUCCAACAUCAGAGUGUUCAUACAGGGGAGAAACCAUACAACUGUAAGCAAUGUGGGAAAGCCUUUCACCGUGGCCCAGAACUUACCAGACAUCAAAGAGCUCCCACAGGUGAGAAACCUUAUAAAUGCAAGGAAUGUGAAAUGGCCUUUACUUGUAGCACAGAACUUAUCCGGCAUCAAAAAAUUCACACUGGUGAGAGACCCCAUAAAUGUAAGGAAUGUGGGAAGGCUUUUAUUCGACGAUCAGAACUUCUUCAUCACGAGAGAAAUCAUAGUGGUGAAAAACCCUAUGAGUGUAAGGAAUGUGGGAAGGCCUUUGGCCGUGGCUCAGAGCUUAGUCAACACCAGAAAACUCAUACUGGUGAGAAACCCUAUGAAUGUGAGCAAUGUGGAAAGGCCUUUAUUCGUGGCUCACAACUUAGUCAACAUCAAAGAAUUCAUGCAGGACAGAGGAGUGAGUGAAGAUGUGGGAAACCUCAAAAUUUGACAUCUGGGAAAAGGAAAUGGCAACCCACUCCAGUAUUCUUGCCUGGAAAAUUCCACGGACAGAAGAGCCUGGUGGGCUGCAGUCCAUGGUGUCACAUGACCAGAGCACGCAUGCAUGAGGGGUUGGAGAGAGAUGGGUUGGUAGCAAUAAACAGGUAGAACUAAAAAAAAUUGACAUCCGAAAAUUUGUGCUAGUAAAACACAAAAGCCUAUGUAAUUAUCAGGAAUGUGGGAAAGCAUUUAAGGACAACAGGUUAAUAUCACACUUCAUACUGUGGAUACGAGGCCUUUAAUUAAGGGCCAGAAUUUGACAUGUGUUACUGAUGAGAAAUCUUAUAAAUGUUAGGAAUUGGGAGGGGUGUAUCUGUAUUUCAAAAUUUAUUAGACAUCAGAGUUCGGUUGGUGAAAAAGUAAAAAACUCCGUGAAGAUAAGCCAAGUGGGCAAUCUUAGAGAGGUAGUGAAACUGUUAAGAGACAGAAAUCAUUCUAACUUUUCUGAACAUGAAGAGUCAUUAGCCUUUAUGGGAAAUUAAGUGUCACAAUACAAAUAUCAUAGAUGAAACAUCUAUCUGCUAAAAUUAACCUGAACUGAAUCAGAGUGGGAAAGGAUUUAACAUUUAGUGUUUACUUCACCAUUAUUGCUCAUUUCUUAUAGGGCUAAUUACUUAACCAAUUAGUAAUAUUAGCAUCAUAUUUCUUAGUAUUGUGUACACUGUAUCCCUUAUCUGAAUCAUAUUGAAAGUGUGCUAAAUGAGAGCUGCAUUAUAUUCUUAACUUUUUUGUUUUCCUAGUUUUAUAUUAGAAAUCGUGUAAGAGGAAGGCCUUACAGUGUACAGUGACUAUAUGAACAUCUUACAUCAUCUUUCUUUCUAGAAUGUUAGUUCCUUCUGGAGAAAAAUUUUAAAACUGAAGCUUUUCAUAGAUUGCGUUUUUCCCCACCAGGAGAUUCAUAGUGUAAGGAACUCCAAUAUAAUAAAAGUGGGCUACUGUAAUGUCAGAGAAGAUUUAGAUGAUUCUUUAAGACCUUCCAAAAAACAGGAGACAUAUGCCAUUAUCUCUGACCUCUCUUCUAGUGAAUUAGAAAAUAAAGCCUCAGACAAAAUCCAUUUCUCUACACGGAAAUUUAAGAUACCUGUAUAAGUUUUACAUUUAAAAGGAAGUCAAAUUAUCAUUCAGCAAAUGGAUGACAAAGAGACAACUUCAUGUUAAAAUUUGUAGGAUGCAACCAAAGCUCAGGGAAUUUAACUUCUUUCAAUGUAUGUAUAGAAUAUGGGGACAAUUAAAAGCCAGGAUUCAUUCUCACUUUAUUAUCAAUACUUAGUCCACUGCCAGUUCCUAAGAGGUUCUCAAUAAGUGUUUGUUGACCAGAGGAAUGAGCGAGUGAAACAAGCAUCCAGCUGUAGUCUGUUGAGGUGCUCUAGCAAAAUAAGUGCAAAAUCCAAAAGACACCUUGAAAACUUUUUGAAGUGAAAGAGAUUGUACUCUGAACAGAAAAAAUUCAAGCAUCAUAAGUGAGAAAGUAUGUGUAACUGCAGAAAUGAAGGAGGUCAAAGGGACUUCACCUGGUGGUCCAAUGGUUGAGACUUCGCCUUCCAACACAGAGGGUGCCAGUUCAAUCCCUGGUUGGUGAGCUAAGAUCCCACAUGCCUCAUGGUCAAAAAACCAAAACAUAAAACAGAAGCAGUAUUGUAACAAAUUUAAUAGACUUAAAAUGGUUCAUAUCAAAAAAGCAAUUAAAGAGAUCAAGAAAUAAGGCAGUAUUUUGGCAGACAUUGUUGGUUGCCUAUCCACUGGUAUUAACCAGUCUCCCUUUUCUAGAUGCCUGCUGCCCACCUAAAUCUAAAUGCCAGAUGCUUGCCCUCCUAAUCGCUUUGCAAUUGAGCAUAUGUGUAAUGGGCUUCCCAGGUGGUGCUAGUGGUAAAGAACCCGCCUGAAGACCCCCUGGGGUAGGGCAUGGCAACCCACUCCAGUAUUCUUGCCUGGAGAAUCCCAUGGACAGAAGAGCCUGGCAGGCUCCAUGGGGUCACAAAGAGUCAGACAGGACUGAAGUGACUUAGCACAGUACAGUCCACAUACGUGUAGCAGUGCUGACCACCGAAGGUCUAAGCAAAAGACUGCAAGUGAGCUUCAGUUAAAUAUUCUUUACGUAACAAAAUAGGCGGAAAUGGUGUUCCCUUAUACAGGACACAUCUCUGUGAUAUCUGGGAUUGUGGCUGGUUUAUAACCAGAGAAUGUGAGAAGCUGAGAUUGGCACAGGUGAUAGAAUUGAUUGUGUGUUUGACACUGUAGAGCUGAUGAAACUAUUCAGAACUGCUCUGUGCUUGGUUGUAUGUGAAAUAAAUUCCAUGCCUCUCUGUUUAACAUUUAUAUUCAACUUUAUAUAUCUGAGUACUGGGGAAAGUGUUUUCACAUAUAGUAUAUAUACAUACACGUUUAUUCAACUUUAAUUAGUAAAAGAAAAUGUUUCAGUUCAGUCGCUCACUCAGUCGUGUCCAACUCUUUGAGACCCAAUGGACUGCAGCACACCAGGCUUCCCUGUCCAUCACCAACUCCCACAGCUUGCUCAAACUCGUCCAUCGAGUUGGUGAUGCCAUCCAACCUCUGUCAUCUCAUCCUCUGUCAUUCCCUUCUCCUGCCUUCAAUCUUUCCCAGCAUCAAGGUCUUUUCCAAUGAGUCAGUUCUCUGCAUCAGGUGGCCAAAGUAUUGGAGCUUCAGCAUCAGUCCUUCCAAGGAGUAUUCAGGACUGAUUUCAGACCUGUCUCAGAUAUUCAAAUAUUCAGAAUGCUUCAGAUAAACGUUCAGAAAAUGUUUACAUUUAGUUUUUUAUAUGUGAAAUUAUGGAAAAAGCAUUAUUUUCCUAAGUAUUUUCUUAAACAUAAAUGUGUAUAUGUAUACAACUUUGAUAAGAUGUAGGAAAUGUUUGUUUAUAUUCAUCAUAUUACAGUGUAUGCAUAUAUUCAGUUUUUUUAAUAGUAUGUCUGAAAUCCAGGAAAAGUAGUAUUUUCCUGAAUAUAGUAAGACCCAAGAAAAAAACUGAUGAAAGUGCUAUGGCAUGUUAUUCCUCUAGUACUAGAUUAACUUACAGAUAAAAUCUAACUCUUCAAGAUUUUAUAAAGAGUAUCAGCUAUGAGGCUAGCAUAACCCCUGUACCAAAUUUGGAAAAGGACAGCAUACAGGUCCAGUCAGCCACAAAAAUAAUCCACUGUACUCAUGGUAUAUGAAUGUUCCAAUUAAAAUAGCAAGUCAAAUCUAGCAGCCCAUUAAAACAAGGUUUUUUUUUUUUUAAUCUGAAAUAAAAUGGUUCAUGACUUGAUCUGUCAGAUUGUAGGAACUGGCACAUUGAAAACUAGACACUAACUUAUCCACCAAAAAUAGUAAACUGUUAACAGCAUAUGACACUCAAUUGCUAUGAGAUUGUCCAUUAAUUGUGCAUGUGUAGACAUUUACAGCAUUUGGAAUAAUCACCAUCCAUCAGAUUCCACCUUUGCCCAUGCUUCAGAAAUACAUACUUUAAUGCACACAUGUAUUAUGUGACAAAUUAAAUCAGUCAUAGCUAAACCAGUCAACCUGUAGGAGGACAAUGUUCAACAAAAAUUCAGGCAUUUUUUAAAAGAGGGAAAUGAUUACUAAAUUUUAUCUAUACUUCCUCUAGAAUUUCUGACAUUUUUUGAGUUAUAAUAAAAGUUGUAAUGAAUGUUAAGAAAUGAUUCUGUGUAGACUGGUGGUUGCCCAGCGGGAGAGGGGUGAGAGUGUGUUGGAUUGGGAGUUUGGGAUUAGUGGAUGCAAACUGGUAUAUACAGAAUGGGUAAACAAGGUCCUACUGUGUAGCACAGGAUAUUCAAUAUCCCGUGAUAAACCAUAAUGGAAAAGAAUGUGAAAAAGUAUGACUCACUGCUGUACAGAGGUAAUAAACAUUGUAAAUCAACUUAUACCUCAAUAAAAAAAAAUAAUUCUGAUAUUUUGCUCAUAGCUCAGAUGGUAAAGAAUCUGCCUGCAAGGUGGGAGUCCUGGGUUUGAUCUCUGGGUUGGGAAGAUCCCCUGGAGAAAGGAAUGGCUACCCACUCCAGUAUUCUUGCCUGGAGUGUUCCAUGGACAGAGGAGCCUGGCAGGCUCCUGCCAGUCCAUGGGGUCGCAAAGAAUCAGACAUGACUGAGCAACUAACACUUUCACGUUUUUUCUGUGAUAACAACAGCAGCUAGAGUCUCAAGAGUCCACGAGGCACGCAAACUUUGUAGCCAGAUGCUUAUAGGGUCAAUUUUUCAUGGAAGUCCAGAGGUGGAUGCUGACGGCAUCUGGCUGAAGUCCAGGGGUGGAUGCUGACAGCAUCUGGCUGUAGAUCCAGCAGUCAUAUUUACUUCACAGUGAGGUCACCAUUGUUGCCCAGUCCACAAACACCCUCCCCUCAGACUAGGGAUAAAGUGUAAGGCAUUUAACAGGCACCACCCAGGGAAGAUUACGACCAUUAAGCAAAAUCCAGCAGAAAGAACAUUGUUUGUGGGGUACCACCACCCCUGCCUGUGGUUUUGUCCGGCCUUGCAUUACCAUUCCACCAGUCCACCCUCAGCCCCAUUGCCAGUGCCCAAUACAGGCUGUGUGCCAACCAAUCACAAGGUUAAAAAGAUGAUGCAGUCUCCAGUAAGACAGUGCAUUCUCCUGUCAGUGCAACCUGAAUUCAACUGUGCUUACCAAAAGCCAGUAGAAACUAUUGAUCAGGAUACUAACUCACUUCUGCCCUUACCACUGGAUCUACUUCCGGGGGAACAUGUUAUACAGUGGCCCUGGGACUGGCAAGUAAGUCCUGGGUGGUUAGGGUUUGCCAUCUUGUGGGAGAUAGAAUUAGAAAGGAACUGAAUGGGACUUCCCUGGUGAUCCACUGGCUGAGACUCCAUGCUCCCAAUGCCAGGGUUCAAUCCCUGGGCCAAUAGGAGACAGUUACGGCGUAUGGGAUUUAGUUCCCUGACCAGGGAUUGAACUUGGGCCCCCUGCAUUGAGAGCCCGGAGUCUUAGCCACUGGACCACCCGAGAAGCCCCUCAAUUUUUUAAUUCCUUCUAUGAAUGGAAAAAAUAAUCACUCAGGCUAGUUUAUCCCCUUAUCUGAGUACAGGGAAUCUUGCUUUCUUAUGCAAAUUAUGACUUCUUAUGCAAAUUAUGACUUCUUAUGCAAACUAUGCUAGAGCCUGGUGAAUUAAUCAGAGGCUCUUUAAGGAGUUCUUUCCAAAUGCAGCCACAUGGAAAUGUUACAUUAAGGAAAAUAGUGGAUUUUGAAAAAGAAUAAAGGACUGAUUUGUGCAGCCUAACUCUAAAGAAAAUCAACCCUGAAUAUUCAGUGGAAGGACUGAUGCUGAAACUCCAAUACACUGGCCACCUGCUUCGAAGAGCAGACUCAUUGGAAAAGACCCUGAUGCUGGGAAAGAUUGAAGGCAAAAGGAGAAGGGGGUGGCAGAGGAUGAGAAGGUUACAUAGAAUUACCAACUCAAUGAACAAGAGCUUGAGCAAACUCUGGAAGAUACUGAAGGACAGGGAAGCCUGGCAAGCUACAAUCCAUGGGGUUACAAAGAGUCAGACAGGACUUAGUCACUGAACAACAACAAAAUAUCCUGUUAAUGGCAGAUGUAUCAGCAAAGCUGAGAAUUAACUAUAUCCUGUUUUCAUUGAUUGAAAAAAUUGUUACAGAUGAAAAAAAAAAAAAAACUGUUACAGAUGAUCUUAAGGCUCUGUUUAAAUAAAUAAAUGUUCCCUGGUGGCUCAGAUGGUAAAGAAUCCUCUUGCAACGCGGAACACCUGGGUUGUUUGACCCCUGGGUUGGGAAGAUCCCCUGGAGAACAGAAUGGCUACCCACUCUACUAUUCAGGCCUGGAGAAUUCCAUGGACAGAGGAGCCUGGUGGGCUACAGUCCAUGGGGGUCGCAAAGAGUCAGAUACA
Messenger RNA from Dama dama (fallow deer), 12616 nucleotides. Its product is annotated as zinc finger protein 568-like. Gene Ontology annotation, molecular function: RNA polymerase II cis-regulatory region sequence-specific DNA binding; DNA-binding transcription activator activity, RNA polymerase II-specific. The record is from RefSeq and is a predicted model, not a curated record. Gene Ontology annotation, cellular component: nucleus. The transcript has 7 exons. NCBI's taxonomy places the organism in Eukaryota, Metazoa, Chordata, Mammalia, Artiodactyla, Cervidae. Gene Ontology annotation, biological process: regulation of transcription by RNA polymerase II.